Molecule: messenger RNA, 1097 nt
Organism: Ilex paraguariensis (yerba mate)
Lineage: Eukaryota; Viridiplantae; Streptophyta; Magnoliopsida; Aquifoliales; Aquifoliaceae
Source: the annotation of a GenBank genome assembly
GUGCUAUGACCAGGCCACCCUUGCCUCUGCACACCACAACCAGACUCUUGUCCCACCUCUAACCCACCAGAACCGACGCAGCCACCCCAUGGAACACUCAGCUGCAAGAACUAGCCAGACAAGGCCUAUUCCAACAGGGCCUCUCUCUCUACCGUCAAAUGCUCUGUUCAGGAAUUUCCCCGAACGCCUUCACCUUCCCAUUCGUCCUCAAAUCCUGCGCCAACCUCUCUCUCCCCGUCCCCGAUGCACAACUCCACUGCCAUGUGGUAAAAAUCGGGUGCGAAUCCGAACCCUUUGUCCAAACUGCUCUCACCUCAAUGUAUUGCAAAUGUUGUAGAACUAACGAUGCACGGACGCUGUUCGAUGAAAAUCCUGAGUCAAGAAGACUUACCGUUCGUUAUAAUGCUUUGAUAGCUGGAUAUGUUCAAAAUUCACUGCUUUCAUAUGGGUUUGCUAUGUUUCGUGAAAUGAGAUUGGCGGGAAUGGAAGUUAACGCAAUUAAAAUGCUGGGAUUGAUUCUGGUUUUGUUGGUCCAAUGCAUUUGGGUUUUGGGAUCUCUGCAUUUUUAUAUCGUGAAGUAUGGUUUGGACACUAAUUUGGCUAUAGGGAAUUGCUUUUUGACUAUGUAUGUGCGGUGUGGGUCAGUUGAAUUGGCAAGGAAGUUGUUUGAUGACAUUCCUGAAAAGGGGUUGAUUACUUGGAAUGCUAUGAUUUCUGGGUACGCGCAAAAUGGCCUUGCUACAAUUGUUUUAGACCUUUAUCGUGAGAUGGAAUUGUCUGCUAUAAGUCCCGAUCCUACCACGUUUGUUGGGUUUCUGUCGUCGUGUGCUAAUAUUGGUGCUCGGAAGGUUGGUCGUGAGGUGGAACACAAAAUUGAAUGUGGUGGGUUUGAAUUUAAUCCGUUUAUGAAAAAUGCUUUGAUUAAUACGUAUGCUAGGUGUGGUAAUUUAGUGAGAGCUCGUGCAAUUUUUGAAGACAUGCCAGAGAAGAAUUUAGUUUCAUGGACAGCUAUUAUAGGGGGGUAUGGAACGUAUGGACAAGGAGACAUUGCAGUGAAACUUUUUGAUGAGAUGAUAAGGAGUGGAAUUCAACCUUAA